Molecule: messenger RNA, 1079 nt
Organism: Zingiber officinale
Lineage: Eukaryota; Viridiplantae; Streptophyta; Magnoliopsida; Zingiberales; Zingiberaceae
Exons: 6
Coding region: 171-959 (262 amino acids)
Molecular function (GO): protein binding; iron ion binding
Source: RefSeq, a predicted model, not a curated record
GACACCAUGCUUGCCCUUCAACGAGACCGGUGGCCGAACUGCUUCCACAACACGAGGUUCCAAUCUAUCCUCUCCGUGCGCGCUCCUCCAUCCACAACCAGACCUCCCUUUUCUUGAUCCUUUAUCCCCAUCUCCCACCCACGCGUCAACUCCAACCGUCGCCCGACUAAAUGGCAGCAGCAGCGGCAGCAGCUCCACCUUCCGCUUCCUCCGUCGCCGCCGCUUCCUCCAUUUCCAAGCGCGCUCUGCUUGCUCCCUCCUCGCGCGCCGCGGCACAGAAGUCUUCUUUCCUUGGCUUGUCAUUGGGGGUGAAGAUCGAGGGCAGGAGGAGGAAUGCUUCUCUCGAAGGAAGGCGAGGGCUCGAGGUCAACGCAAGGACGGCUGGGACGUCGAAGAACAUCGAGGUUGAGGUCGACAAGCCCUUGGGCCUAACACUGGGGCAGAAGCCCGCCGGUGGAGUCGUUAUCACUGCAGUAGAUUCUGGUGGAAAUGCAGCAAAGGCAGGACUUAGGGCUGGAGACCAAGUAUUGUACACAAGCAGCUUCUUUGGGGAUGAGCUGUGGCCUGCUGAUAAGCUGGGUUUUACCAAAACAGCUAUCCAAGCAAAGCCAGACUCUGUUUAUUUUGUAGUAAACAGGGGAGCAGAGGUAGAUGUAAAAAGACUAACUAAGAGGCCUGCUCCUCCUCGAUUUGGUCGCACCUUGACUGAAGCACAAAAGGAAAGAGCAACUCACAUAUGCCUCGACUGUGGCUUUAUUUACUUUCUGUCAAAGCCCUUUGAAGAGCAGCCUGAUGGAUACAUUUGCCCGCAAUGCAAUGCACCAAAGAAGCGGUUUGCUCGCUACAAUGCUGUUACCGGAAAAACAAUCGGCAGUGGGUUGCCACCCAUUGGGGUGCUAAUUGGCCUAGUGGUCGGGAUCGCUGCGGUUGGUGGGCUUGUUGUCUAUGGUCUCCAGUAAAUGUUGAUAUGAAUUUUGAUUCUUGAAUGUAAGAAAGUUUCAUGUCACUUCAUGUUCUGUAUGAAUUCCUCCUGGCAAAUGUUUUAGUAUGGAAAUCUUAUUUUAUCAGAAUGUUUUACA